UUAACUGUGCUUCUGGUGCUCGCUCUUCUCUCAGCAACGAUGCUGUGGAAGCGCACAACCGGCUCUGCACUUCCUCUCCCUCCAGGUCCAAAACCGCUGCCCUUCAUAGGUAAUGUGUUCGACAUGCCAACGAAGCGUAUUGGGCCGGCCCUGCGAGAAUUAGGAGGCAAAUAUGGGGAGCUCACAUAUCUCAACAUGCUGGGCCAACCGAUGAUUAUUCUAAACUCGUACGAGGCUGCCGUCGGUCUUCUCGAAGGCCGCUCCGCCAACACCUCGGACAGGCCGCAAAUCGUCAUGGCCGAGCUGACUGGAUAUAUGUGGGAGUUCGCCAUAAUAGGAUACAAUCAAGCAUGGCGGGUUCGCCGCCGCCUCUUCCACACAUUCUUCCAGCCUAGCGCGAUUCCCAAGUACCACCCCGUGCACGUUCGCGAGUGCCGGCGUUUCCUACAGCGACUACUUGCUACGCCGCAGGACUUCAUGCCUCUUGCCCGCCACGUGUUCAGCGCCACGAUCAUGGACGUCGUAUAUGGUAUUACAGUUGCCGAUCACGACGACCCAUAUGUUUCGCUCGCCUUGAAGGCCGUGGACGUCUUCAGCAGUAUCGUCGUCCCGGGACAAUACCUGGUGGAAUCCCUGCCGUUCCUGAAGCACAUCCCCUCUUGGUUCCCUGGCGCCGGGUUCAAGCGGCAGGCCAAACGGUGGUCGAAGGUCGUGAGGGCCUCACGAGAUGCGCCUUACGACGUUGCUGUCGACGCUUUCACUCGAGGGGCUGCGCGCCCUUCGGUAGUAACAUCUUGCCUGGAGAACGCCACGCGCGAGCAGGAGCAUGUGUCCCCCGAGGAUGACGAAUGCUUCCGAGACGUCGCAGGGCUAGCAUACCUCACCGGUGCAGACACUUCCCUUUUUGCCAUCCAAGCGAUGUUUUUGGCGAUGGUCACGCAUCCAGACGUGCAAAGGAAGGCCCAGCAGGAGCUCGACAUGGUGAUUGGCCCCGACCGCCUCCCAGAGUUCUCCGACAGGGACUCCCUUCCGUACAUCAACGCCGUCGUGAAGGAGGUCAUACGGUGGCACAGCGUCGUACCGCUCGGCGUCUCCCACCGCGUGAUGGAAGAGGACGAGUACAAGGGCUACCGGAUCCCGGCAGGCACCAUCCUCGUCCCGAAUGCAUGGGCUAUGUCGCGCGACCCACAAGUUUACACGGAGCCCGAUGUGUUCGUGCCGGAACGGUACAUGAAAGACAGCAAGUCCAGCUCCGGCGUCAGAGACCCUGAGAAGUAUCAGUUUGGCUUCGGCCGCAGGAUCUGCCCUGGACGUCACUUCGCAAAUGACGCGCUCUUCAUCACCGUCGCCUCUGUGCUGCAUGUCUUCAACAUCGAGCCUCCGCUCGGGCGAGAUGGGAAGCCGGCGCACGUCACGCCCAACAUCAAUUUGGACUCCUUCCUGUCUUAUCCGGAGAAGUUCGAAUGCAGGAUCACGCCGCGAUCGGCGCAGACGGAAGCGCUGAUACGACGUGACCAUGACGUGCGAAGCGAGCUUUGAGCGGCGAUGCCUCAGCUAGAGAUAGAAAGGAUAUUCUGCGAGCGUAUGAAGAUUUCGC
Molecule: messenger RNA, 1597 nt
Organism: Trametes versicolor FP-101664 SS1
Lineage: Eukaryota; Fungi; Basidiomycota; Agaricomycetes; Polyporales; Polyporaceae
Product: O-methylsterigmatocystin oxidoreductase
Exons: 10
Coding region: 40-1539 (499 amino acids)
Molecular function (GO): oxidoreductase activity, acting on paired donors, with incorporation or reduction of molecular oxygen; monooxygenase activity; heme binding
Source: RefSeq, a predicted model, not a curated record